Messenger RNA from Eremomyces bilateralis CBS 781.70, 1818 nucleotides. RefSeq lists its product as uncharacterized. Gene Ontology annotation, molecular function: DNA-binding transcription factor activity, RNA polymerase II-specific; RNA polymerase II cis-regulatory region sequence-specific DNA binding; protein dimerization activity. The coding region runs from base 1 to 1521 and encodes 506 amino acids. The transcript is spliced from 2 exons. Gene Ontology annotation, biological process: regulation of transcription by RNA polymerase II. The record is from RefSeq and is a predicted model, not a curated record. NCBI's taxonomy places the organism in Eukaryota, Fungi, Ascomycota, Dothideomycetes, Eremomycetales, Eremomycetaceae.
AUGGCGGAUGAGGGUCAAUUCUCCGGCGAUAAUAACAAUAGCUCGAUGUUUGGAUACUACUCCGCUCCUCCGCCGACCGGCUACCAUGAAUCCUAUCCUGAAGCGCCCGAAAUGAUUCCCGGGCCUCCGCUCCUAAACAACGGAGAGGCGCACUUCAUCGAGAGCUUUCUCGAAAACCCCGGCGCUAACUACGGCAACAAUGACACGCCGCAACUCGGAAACAUGAAUUUCGACAAGAAUGACUACUCGUGGCUCAUGUCGGAGCGUCCCCCCACGAUCCAGGGCGUCGCUGGAGAACCCUCCACAUCACAAGCCUUCUCUAGUCUCUCACAUGCACAUGCUCCGAUUCCCGACUUUACUACGCUGGAUGAUUCCAAUUUAAUCGCCAUGGGUGCAGAAGACGACUUCUUCAGCGUGGCCUCGUUCAUGAACAACGCAAACCCUUUCAGCACCUUGAUGGGAAGCGACGCGCAUCAUCAGCAUCUACACCACCAUCACCAUCGCGAUUCGCUUUCGGAUCACUCGAGCCUGGGGCAAGCCGAUCCUAUGUCUGCCAUGGACAAUCAACAGAUUGAUAUUGUUCCUUCCUCGAUCUCCCCUAAUUUCGUCGCCCCACCCAUCCCCGCACUGGACACUGCAACGCCCGGAAUCGAGUCCAACGGAGUUUCGCGAGCCCCCACUCCAACCAUUCAGCGUGUUUUCGGCCUCAUCCCCCUCUCUCCGGUUCAGACCUCCCCCGAGUUCCGCGAUUCCGUGGCCUUGAACAGCAUGCGCCGCCCCCGUCAACACAACCACAAUCCCCCCGCGGACGCCGCCCAUAACGAGAACACCCGACUCUAUCGCUUCGGAUCCGACUCCCACUUCAGCACGACCGGCUUCAUCCCGCCGGCCGGCCAGGAGACCGAAGAAGUCUUCACCAACCGCUUCAUGAGCACCAUGAACGCCAUCCGGCCCGAAACCGGCGCCGACACUCGCCCCUCCACCCCACCCAAUGGCACCCAUCCCACCGCCAACGGGAACGGCAACGGCCCCAUCCCCGCCUGGGCCGGCACCUUCAUCGAAUCCGACUCGGAAUCCAACAACGACCGCCCCCGCAAACGCCGCCGCGCCACCGCCGACCCGUCCGAGUCCUCCGACCGCAAACCCGCCCUCCACCUACGCACCGCCCUCAACCCACGCAAGCCUUCCCUCGCCUCCGCCUCCGGCCAAUCCCCCACCUCCGCCACCACCAAGCGCCGUCGCUCCGACGUGUCCGGCGGCGUCGACGCGCAGCGCACGCCGGCGAAGACGCCGCGCGAGAACCUCAGCGACGCGCAGAAGCGGAACAAUCACAUCAUGUCGGAGCAGAAGCGGCGGAAUCUGAUCAAGAUGGGGUUCGACGAGCUGCAUCUGCUGGUGCCGGAGCUGCGAGGGGGCGGGUUCAGUAAGAGCAGCGUGUUAAUGGAGUCGGCGAUUUUUCUGGAGAAGUUGGUGGUAGGGAAUCGGGAGUUGCGGGAGAUGACGGAGCGUGCGAGAGGUUGAUGUGGAGACGCGAAUAGACGAAUGAGAUAUGGAUACGGACAGUCGAAAUGAUCGGAUCGCUAUAGGCAGUGCUCACUGUCUAUCGGUGACUAUGAGAGAUGGGAGGCAACCUGACACGGCCACGCGGGCUACUGAACAAUGGUGUUCAGUCUCUUUUCCCCGGGAAAUUAAUUCUGCAAGAUCUCCCCGUUUUUCUUCUGUUCAGUUUUUUUCCUUCCCCAACCGAUACUAUCCCCGUCACGAUGAAUGAGGACCACGAGACAUUGUUCUUUGUCACGAGCGAAAGAUUUCCCCGGC